AUGGGCGGCCCGGGGCUUGCGGUCCACGAUCAACGAACGUUCGGAACUGGCGCCCAGAACCUUGUCGGUCGAGGUGCGAUUUCAGGUCGCUGGGCGCAUGGCAGUGCAUCUUCGGGACGCCUGUUUGCCCAAGGUGUUCAGCAUGCCCGAGAGCGCAGGUGCUCAAGCUCAGGUACCGAGUGUCUCACUGGGGAUAUUCCGGCUGCUGCUGCCCUCAAGGGACCCCGCCACCCGGCCAAGCGGGCAAAGUCGCUUCCACGUCCCCGCCAUGCCCCGCCAGAGAACGCCGGAGGCUCCUUCACUGAGAUGUCUUUGAGGUACAUGCCGUGGCAGCAGGGCAAGAGGCACGUUGGUCACGAGAGCGUGCGAGACGCUUACGAGCAGACGCCGGACAAGAAUGGCACCAACGAAAGGUCUCAAUCGCUUCGUACUAGUGCUGGGAACACGGACAUCAUUGCAUUGAUUCAUUAA
Messenger RNA from Trichosporon asahii var. asahii CBS 2479, 471 nucleotides. RefSeq lists its product as uncharacterized. The coding region runs from base 1 to 471 and encodes 156 amino acids. The record is from RefSeq and is a predicted model, not a curated record. The transcript has 2 exons. Lineage: Eukaryota; Fungi; Basidiomycota; Tremellomycetes; Trichosporonales; Trichosporonaceae.